Camellia sinensis is the source of this 962-nucleotide messenger RNA. Lineage: Eukaryota; Viridiplantae; Streptophyta; Magnoliopsida; Ericales; Theaceae. The record is from RefSeq and is a predicted model, not a curated record.
AUGUUUGAUGGUGAAAUUCCAAAUGGAGGAGUCUUCAAAAACAUUAGUGCAUUCUCAAUUGUUGGAAAUAAAAAGCUCUAUGAAGGAAUGAAAGUAUUACAAUUGCCUGCAUGUCCUGCAAAAGACUUGAAGGAAAGGAGACGACCUUUUAAGCGUAGAGGAAUAGUUGUAGUAGUAACUCUCACUAUUUUUCUAUUAAUAGUGUGCACUUCAGCUAUUAUUUAUAGAAUUAGAAGAUAUGGUUUGGUUCAUCAAGGGAUUCUCAAAUUCAACAAAUUAAUUAUUGCUGUGAAAGUACUCAAGCUUCAUGAAUGUGGAGCAAUCAAGAGUUUUAAAACAGAAUGUGAAGCAUUGAAGAACAUUUGCCAUUGUAAUCUAGUCAAGGUAAUCACAUCUUGCUCAAGCAUUGAUUUUAAAGGCAAUGAUUUUAAGGCAUUGGUCUUCGAGUUCAUGAAAAAUGAGAGUUUAGAGAAUUGGUUACAUCCAAUUUGUUUUUCAGAGCAACAAGACCCUAAUCACUUGACAUUUGUUCGAAGGCUAAACAUUGCCAUUGAUGUGGCCUCUGCAUUUGAUUAUCUUCAUCAUCAUUGUGAAGUGGCUAUCGUUCAUUCCGAUUUAACGCCAAGUAAUAUUCUUCUUGAUGAUAAUUUAUGUGCCCAUGUUGGUGAUUUUGGCCUCAGAAGGAUUCUUUUAGCCACCACAGGUAUAUCCAAUCAUCAUCAAUCAAGUUCAAUUGGGAUUAAAGGAACAGUUGGAUAUGUUGCCCCAGGUAAUUGUCUAUAUUUAUUGUUCAUUCCAUUACAUUGAUUAAGAAAUGUUAUUUUUAUUUUGUUUUAUAUUAUUUAUUUGUGGUGAACUAUAAACUAAGACAAAUUUAUGUACAAAUUAAUCCUCGUUCUAGUUAUGCUAUAGAUGAGUACUCCCUUUAUCACCAAGUUGGGUGUUUUUCUACUGCAACAAAU